AAUCCGGUGUAAGGAAUUUUCUUCCUAAUUACAUAUGAUUUCAUACACUUAUGAGUUAUGAAUGUUAAACUUCUAAAGGAGAGAAACGAUCAAAGAGGCCAAGAGUGAAGUAAUACCAUACUACCAAUAUUACCAAUUAGGCAAUAAUCACUCAAUUCAACAUUUCAAUUCCACAGCAAUGCAAUUACAAUCAGAAUUAAGCACCAAAAACAUCUUCUUUUUGUGUUUUCUCUUUCUUUUCUUCAUCACUGUCAAAACAACUGAAAACUCAUCUUCUGCAAUCAUCUCAAGAUUCCAAGAAUACCUCAGAAUAAACACUGCUCAACCAAAUCCAAGCUACUAUGAAGCUGCUAAUUUCAUCCUAUCUCAAGCUAAAUCUUUGUCACUUGAAUCACAAACCAUUGAAUUUGUCAAAAACAAACCCUUAAUCUUGCUCAAAUGGCCUGGGAAAAUCUCCAAAUUGCCCUCAGUUCUCCUUAAUUCUCACACCGACGUCGUUCCGGUGGAAUCCCACAAGUGGGUUCAUCACCCAUUUGAUGCCCACAUCGAUUCUGAUGGCAAUAUCCAUGCUAGAGGUACUCAGGAUAUGAAAAGUGUGGGUAUGCAAUACUUAGAAGCUAUUAGGAAGCUGAAGGAUUCCGGCUUUGAGCCCACUCGUACUGUUUAUUUAUCAUUUGUGCCGGAUGAAGAAAUUGGAGGACUUGAUGGUGCUGGGAAGCUGGCUGAAUCUGAGAUCUUUGAAAAAAUGAAUGUGGCCUUUGUGUUGGAUGAGGGAAUGCCUUCACCAAAUGAGAAUUAUCGAGCAUAUUAUGCAGAGAGGUCACCGAUGUGGCUGGUUAUCAAGGCUACAGGCGCACCUGGUCAUGGGGCAAAGUUGUAUGACAAUACUGCAGUGGAAAAUUUGUUGAAGAGUAUUGAGAGUAUUAGGAGUUUUCGAGCAUCACAACUUGAUAUGCUAAAAGCUGGCAUAAAACCUGAGGGAGAGGUGAUUUCAGUAAAUAUGGUAUAUCUGAAAGCUGGUACACAAACUCCUAAUGGAUUUGUCAUGAAUUUGCAACCUUCUGAAGCUGAAGCAGGUAUUGACAUCCGGGUUCCACCCACAGCUGAUCAGAAAUCACUUGAAAAGCGUAUUGCUGAGGAGUGGGCACCUGCUGCACGCAACAUGACAUUUGAGUUCAAGCUUAAGGUUCCGGUGGUUGACAAGUUUGGUAAACCUGCCCUCACUGUCGCCGACAAUUCGAACCCCUGGUGGGACCUCUUAGAAAAAGCCAUCCACAGUGCUGGCGGUAAACUCGGAAAGGCAGAGAUAAAUAUUGGAACAACUGAUGCUCGUUACUUCAGGCAACGAGGCCUGCCAGCUAUAGGAUUUUCUCCUAUUGCCAAUACUCCUCUUCUACUGCAUGACCACAACGAGCUCCUCAACCAACGGGAAUAUCUCAAAGGGAUUGACAUAUAUGCUUCGAUAAUCAGGGCUUAUGCUUCUUAUGCAAAAGAGACAGAAACUAUAGCUUCAAGAGAUGAGUUGUAAGAGAAUGUUUCUGAACCAAGCUGAAUAUUUGAAAGGAUCAGAUAUAUAUGUUUUUAUCAUCAGCGCUCAAAUUGCAUCCUAUGCUGAAUGAUUAAUGGAAAGAAGGUGAGGCUUUCAAGAAUGAGUUGUUGUAAACCUGGUUUCAUUUUUCACAUCACGAUUCUGCCAGAACUGAUUGCAGCAGAAGCAAUAUUUGCUGUUACUAGGUGAAGAUUUCAAGUGAUUCCAGUGGUUACUAAUACACUACUAAUGUGAACUAUGACUUUUUCGACUAUAAUCCUUUCUUGUAAUUACCUCAAGGCUCUUUUCAUUUAUCGAAACGCUCGUAUGACUCUAAUAUGUAAAUUUCUGAGAGCCUUGAAGGCCUGAAAAGCAACAUUCCUGUAGUUAUUAAAACUUUGCUGGAGUGUUAAUAUCUGGUCAUUGAUCAUUCUAAGGGAACCAAAGUUGAUGAAUACAACACAGGAUUAUCAGAA
Messenger RNA from Beta vulgaris subsp. vulgaris (sugar beet), 2004 nucleotides. RefSeq lists its product as uncharacterized. The coding region runs from base 179 to 1528 and encodes 449 amino acids. Gene Ontology annotation, cellular component: cytoplasm. Gene Ontology annotation, molecular function: aminoacylase activity. Gene Ontology annotation, biological process: amino acid metabolic process. Lineage: Eukaryota; Viridiplantae; Streptophyta; Magnoliopsida; Caryophyllales; Amaranthaceae. The transcript is spliced from 6 exons. The record is from RefSeq and is a predicted model, not a curated record.